This is a messenger RNA of Menidia menidia (Atlantic silverside), 855 nucleotides long. The record is from the annotation of a GenBank genome assembly. NCBI's taxonomy places the organism in Eukaryota, Metazoa, Chordata, Actinopteri, Atheriniformes, Atherinopsidae.
AUGGCAAGAUGGCGGACUCUCACUGCAACGCACGAACAAGGAAAGGACAGCUCCGAUGAUGAUGAUUUCAUCCCACUGUCGAAGCUCCUGAUGAGGCCUCCAAGUGGCGGGAAGAAGUCGUGUGACAACACCCACAGCUCCAACUCAAAUUCAAAGAAAGACGAUGGAGCUUUGGACGACUCCGACGACGACCCGCUGAUGAAGCUGAAGAAAGCCGAGCAGGACAAAAAGGAGAACACGCCUCCCAAACCUUCUGGUUCCAACACAGACUGCGACUCCGACAACGAGCCGCUGGUCAAAAUGGCCAAAGUUUCCUCCAAAGCCGCCAGGAAGCCGCGCUCUGCAGCCCCGAGGAAGUCAGCCAGCAGGAAGAAGAGAGCGUCCCCGCAGAAGGACGACAGCUCCGACGACGACGAGCCUCUGAGUCAGAUCGCCAAGAAGGUGAGGGACCAGUACCCGAGGAGGCGGGCGGUCAUGGCGUCCAAGAAGCCCCCCCCGGCCGUCAAAUCCCAGCGGACGGCGGCCAGGAAAAGCGUGAAAUACGUGGAGACGUCCAGCGACCGCAGCUCCGAGGACGAGCCGCCGGCCGAGGGCAAGAGGAGGAGGAGCUCCGGGGGGCCCAGAGAGCAGAAGAGCUCCCCUGCCAAGCGGGCAGCCAGCAGCCGUCCAGACAGCAGCUCCGAGGAGGACGAGGUCCCGCUGGCGGCCCUGGUGAAGAAAAAACCAGUGAAGAGGAACACAAAGAGGAGCCCCAGGGGCAGGGCGUCGGGGCAGAGGAGAGGACUCUGCAAGCAGAGCUCCGAGGACGAGCAGCGCCCAGAGCCACGGGCGGCCAGGACCACCCACCCCAGCUGA